GGAAAGAGGCGGCUCCCUAGUCUCACUCGGCGGCCAUUUGCCUCCGCCCCUCGUCCCUUUCCUCGUCGCCACCGGGAUCUGAUCCCGCCAGAGCUGCUCCCAGCGCCGGCGGCCGGGUCGCGGUGGAGCGCCUUUGGAAGCGAAGGCGGCUGGCCCGGAACAAUGUUAAGUUUCUUUCGCCGAACACUUGGACGCAGGUCUAUGCAUAAGCAUGCUGAGAAAGAGCGGCUAAGAGAAGCUCAGCGAGCUGCAACUCACAUCCCUGCAGCUGGAGAUGAGAAAUCUAUAAUUACAUGCAGGGUCUCUUUGCUGGAUGGAACUGAUGUCAGUGUGGACUUACCGAAAAAAGCCAAAGGACAACAUCUGUUUGAGCAGAUAAUGUACCAUCUGGACCUUAUUGAAAAUGAUUACUUUGGUCUACGAUUCAUGGAUUCAGCACAAGUGGCUCAUUGGUUGGAUAACACAAAGAGUAUAAAAAAACAAGUUAAAAUUGGUCCACCGUACUGUCUUCAUCUUCGUGUAAAAUUUUAUUCUUCUGAACCAAACAACUUACGUGAAGAGCUCACAAGAUAUUUAUUUGUUCUUCAACUAAAGCAGGAUAUUUUGAGUGGCAAAUUGGAAUGUCCCUUUGAAACAGCAGUGCAAUUAGCAGCUUACAUGUUACAAGCUGAACUUGGGGAUUAUGAUCCUAUUGAGCACAUCCCAGACAUAGUGUCAGAAUUCAGAUUUGUGCCCAGUCAAAGUGAAGAGAUGGAACUGGCCAUUUUUGAAAAGUGGAAGGAAUACAGGGGUCAGUCACCAGCUCAGGCAGAAACAAACUAUUUGAACAAAGCAAAAUGGCUCGAAAUGUAUGGAGUAGACAUGCAUAUAGUAAAGGCAAGAGAUGGCAAUGAUUAUAGCCUUGGAUUAACACCGACAGGCGUCCUUGUAUUUGAAGGAGAUACCAAGAUUGGAUUGUUCUUUUGGCCAAAGAUUACUAGAUUGGACUUCAAAAAGAAUAAACUAACACUAGUGGUAGUUGAAGAUGAUGAACAGGGUAAAGAGCAGGAACACACUUUUGUCUUUAGGCUGGACCAUCCAAAGGCCUGCAAACAUUUGUGGAAGUGUGCCAUUGAGCAUCAUGCUUUCUUCCGCCUCCGUGGACCGGUUCAAAAAGGCUCCAGUCGAUCAAGCUUCAUUCGGCUGGGAUCCCGAUUCAGAUACAGUGGGAAAACAGAGUACCAAACUACAAAGACUAAUAAAGCCAGAAGAUCAGCAUCUUUUGAGAGAAGACCUAGUAAACGAUACUCAAGAAGGACACUACAAAUGAGAGCUAAUCCUCACGCAUCUGAUGGAAUUAGUCAUUCAGGCAACAUUUUCACUCAAAACAAUGGACCACAGCAAAAAUGGAGUGCAUUGUCCUCUGUAGCAGCAGUUCCUUCUGGUUCAGUUUUAGUUGAAAUAGAAAAUCUUCCCCGGAAUUCUGGAACAAGCCAACAGGAUAAGAAAUGCCUAUGCAGCGUGCCUCUGACUGCUGAUUUGCUUGAUCACAAAGAAAUGUUGGACCCUUGUACUGACAGUGCUGCUGGUUUUCCUCCUGCUGGAGGAUCAGGUGAAACAUUGGAAGGGGCAGAUGAUACAAAGGAACAGCCCUCUGAGAAAAUAAAUCUUGUUGUUGAUGAACCAUCCCUGAAACUGAAAGACCUGGAAGCCGAGUUCACUCCCGUAUUGGUUUCCCAGUCCAAUAUAAACAUAAAUGUCAGCAAGCAGGAGGAAGUUGUGAAAUUGACAGAUAAAUGCCUGAACAAUGUAAUUGAGAGCCCUGUGAACACCUCUAUGAGGUCGCCUCCGGACAUUAAAAGUAAUAUUUUGAAGGCCCAGGUGGAGGCAGGGCACAAAGUAGUGAGAGAGGGAAAUGUAUCUUGCAGUAAGAACAACAAUGUUCAAGAAACAGCUGGAAGAAGCGUUCUUCCAUCAGGAAAGGAGAAAAACAGCCCCCUGAGAACCCUCAGUCCUGUAUGCCAGGAACCACGAGAGGGACUAAAAGUGAUCCCAGUCACCAAUGCUUUCAUUCUGAAUGAAUUCAAGGAGAAUACUACUGCCCCUGACUCCAACGAUUGUGCGAAUCCUACUGAUCUGGCUCCUAGAGUAGAGGAUGUUCUUAUAAAGAGCUCCUCCGAGAGCAUGGAGAUUUUGUUGACAUCACAGACGAAGAAUUUAAUUGACUUCACAGAAGCCACGCCUCAGGUAUCUUCACCAAUAAUUGCGCCCAGGUGGCUGGUGCCAAGUGGACUGACUUCAAAUGGACCUCUGGGGAACGAUGUUGCCUUAUCUCUUAAGACAACUAAAACAAACACUGAAGCCCCAUUGGUUACUGACUCAUCACCUCCAUUGUACCCCUCUGAAAUCACACCCAGUCCGGUUACUGAAGAUACUACACAGCAGAAAUGUUUACUCACCACUGAACUCUGAGCUUCAACAAAUCUCAUUUCCUAGUAUAUUUAGUGAGCCGCUGCAAAGGACUUACCUGAAAUUAAGCCAUGUUCAUGCCAUGGUUAACAAAGAAUGGUUGCUUUACAGUAAAUCCUUCAACUGGAACUAAGAGUGUGAUUAUAGCACACAGAGCUGCUGGGAAACCUGAGUAUCUUUUGCAAAAUAUAUGGGAACAAAUUCUGAGAUGUCAUGAAAUCCACAGGGUUUUCAUCUACCAUAAUGCUUUUGCUAGAGAAUUCCUUGCUGUUUUAUAGGUGUAAAUGAAAAUGCUCACAGGGAUAAGCUGUUUUUUUUCUCACUUAAACCCAAUAAUGGGGAAGCUGGUGGUGACUGUAAAAGAAAAUGGCAUUUUACAGUACUUUUUUGUGGCUAUCUCUUUUUAUCUUCUUCUGUAUUAUCUAGCAAACGUUCUUGACUUUAAUCUUAAGAGUCUACACUUUUGCUAACAAUAUAUGGAAGUGAAAAUGUAGCACCUUGAUUGCAAUUUAUUCUGCUGGCAAAUGCUCUCACGAGGAAAGAAACAAUGUUUUAUUAAACAUGUCAAGGCUACUAUUAGCCUUGGAUGAAAGACUUUCACAUUUUGUUCCAUUCAGUCACUAAAAUAUUUGCAGGGUGUAGAGAGCACAUCUAGUAUGGAGUCCUUGGUGCUCUCUGAGCUUGGUUGUUUUCUUGCAGACAUUUGUUCUCUUGCCCUGUCGGUGUUGGUGGGACUGGUCUUUGUGGUUUCUUGAUUAGGCUGUUGUUUGCUAUUAGCUUGUUUCUCUGAGGUGGUAGUUCCUGGACUGGGGUUUUUCUUUAUUUCUUCAUUGUUAGUCUGGUGUUAAUUUCUGAUCAUCUGUGUAUUAAUUGCUGGCGAGGAGCUGUUUUAGUCUUUAGGUUUCUUUUUUUGACUUUUUGAUUGUCUUUUUUGGCAGGAUAAGACCCUAAUAAAUAAAAAGAGAGCAAAACCUUCUGCUUUCUAGCACUGAUGUGGUUAUCUAGUUUGGUAAUGAAAUGUCUGCAAGAAAACAACCAAGCUCAGAGAAGCACCAAGGAACCCACCAUUCACCCCACCGCUCAGCCCUGAGCUACAGAUAUUCUUCUCUUCUAUCAGUGAACCUAGUUUCUGCCAGAUUAGCUGGAAGGGCUAGUCUUCUUCGGGCUUUCCACUAGCUAUUUUUUGGACAGUUCUAAGGUUUGUGCAGAAAUAAUCUGAGGCUUUCAAAAUGUGUACAGUUAGAAUUUACUGUCUUUUUUGUGUGCUCCAUUCUGUACCUUUCCUCAAGUCUACAAUAAUCUUGUAGUUCGAAUGUUUUUUGUGCAUGACUGGAAAAUUAAAAUUCAAAAUAUACUAACAUUGUGCUAACUUUCCUAUGUUAGACAAGUAGCUAUUUAUACAUCGGAUUCCUUCCUUUUUGCCCACUAAACUGCUGAUUGAACAAGUUUGAACUAAACCUAUAUUCUGUUACAAACUCAGGAGGAAAAAACUUAAGUGAAUCCUGAGUUUAAUUUAUGCUUGGAAUUUUUGAAAACAGAAAACAAAAAGUACUCUUGGGCUUGGGCAGAAGAUUUAUUCCUAUGGGUCAGCUAUCAAACUCAUCCUGCAUCUUCUGUCCCUUUUCAAACUAAGCAAGAAAAUUGUACAACAUCUUAAUUCUGUUUCUUCCAAAACGGCUCUGCUUGCUGUGCAUUAAGCUAUUUCUCCAUCUGUUUCUGAUGGAAAACCUGUCAGAAUUUAAGCAAGAAAGCAAAGAAACCUGAGUGCAUGAAUUUUUUGGAUGAGCUGUGAAAGGAAAAGCAAAAGGCCUCCGUCAAAAGCUUCUUUCAUAGUGGAAGUGAUGUUAAAAAUGCAAACAGAGUGUACAUCACUUCACUAUACAUACUCUCUUUCACAGCUGGUUGCCGCUUGUGAAAUAACACAAGCUACUUUGCUUUGAUCUGCAAUACUGUUUUAAGCAAUUGCUCCAUAAAAUAUAAUGGUAACCAGAGUGGGGGAGAGGGAGGGGAUACUGAGGCAAAUAAUUUAGUAUCAAUAACCAUAGGACAUAUCCUGAUUUCCAGAACUCAGGAGGCAUGGCUUUUGAAAUAGCUUAGGUAACAUUUAAUUGGCUAUUGAUUUCUCAGACAUUUCCCUGAGCCAAGGUAAACCCAAUGCUCUUAUGAACCUUGCCAAUAUUUUUACAAGGGAUGAGAAUAUUUAGGAUGACACUUAGCUCCUGAUGUAGAGAUGAAUAGAGGUUGGAGAACAUGGUACUGUUUGACUAUUAUGCAGAAAGUUAGCUUUGCUAUCUUGAAUUGUCUGGAUAAUCCUAACCACUUGCUGUAUGCUGACCUUUUCUUAAAUAAUAAUAAUAAUAAUCCAACAGCUGUUGUCAUUUUAUUUUACUGACCUAUUUUACCACAGCUGUGACAAAAACGAAAGAAAUUAAGUUGGGAAUUGCUCUUACAUUACAGUAUCACUGCCUUGUUUGGCAAUAUAUUUACUGACUUGAUCCUUACUCAUUUAACUGACAGAAUUUUCCAAAACACAUAACCUAUUUUCAUUUUUUUUUUUUUUUUAAAAAAAAAAGGAAACUGUAAUGUGGUAUGGAAAACGGAAUACUAUUAUUAUUGGCACCACAUUUAUCUGUGGGUAAAGUCUUCUUGGCAGAUAUGUACAAAGACAUGAAAUUACAGCUAUCACACAAAGAACUAAAAGCCUUUCAUCAAUAGAGCACCCUCCACUGCAGGCUUCAGGUCUCUAAUGGGGCAUCUGGAAACUGCCUUAGCAUCUCUUGUGAUUGAUUAAAAUGGACCAAAACAGCAGAUUCUUUUGCUUUGACUAAUGAAUGCAAAAUUGCAAUUUGCGUUUAUUUACUGUUCACUCUCAAGCUGUCCACAGAUGCUUAAGUUAGUUUGUAUUUUUAACAACAAUCCUGUUUGACUCCUAAAGCCUUUCUUCCAGCUUACAGUAAGGUAAUUAUGAAGUUAUUCCUACGAAUACAAUUUGCCUGCAACAUGCAUAAAGCCGAAAGUCAUUCAGAUUUGUCUGUAUUUCUUCACAUGUCACACGUUACAGUACUUGUGUCUCUGGAAAAAGAUGCCUCAAGUGGAACACACCUUGUUGUUCCACCUUGUUGCUCCAUAACUAAAGUUUCUGUGAUUAUUGAGGCGGAACAGUUUGACUUCUCUUAUUAACGCUAAUCAUUAACAUUCCUCUUGGAGCAAAAUGGUCACCCAUUCUCUGUGAAACAGAAUGCAUGUGGAGUGACUACAGAGCAUUCUGCCAUAACAUUCCUAAUGUGAUUAAUGUUUUGAUUACAGAUUCCUUUGUUUUCACAUGUUCUCCCUUAAUUGGACAAACUUACUAUGAAGUAUGUAAGAACUACUAUUUUGAUUUUUUUAAAGAAAAAACUCAGACUAACAACUGUAUUUGUAUCUUUUUAAAUGAUGUAGUUGCUCAAAGUAUAACUUAUUUUUUUAAGUAUUUGUGCGUGCGUGUGUGUGUGUGUAAUAAGUAAUGCCAGAUGUAAAAAUUAUGCUAGAAUGAUUGCGCUAAACACUGUAUAAGGGAACAACAACUGUGAUUUGUAGACCACUUGGAAUCAGUCGGAAAGUUGUAGCUUAUUUCUAAAUACAACACAAUUGUACAAAA
Molecule: messenger RNA, 6085 nt
Organism: Crotalus tigris (Tiger rattlesnake)
Lineage: Eukaryota; Metazoa; Chordata; Lepidosauria; Squamata; Viperidae
Gene: EPB41L5
Product: erythrocyte membrane protein band 4.1 like 5
Exons: 26
Coding region: 163-2451 (762 amino acids)
Cellular component (GO): cytoskeleton
Molecular function (GO): cytoskeletal protein binding
Source: RefSeq, a predicted model, not a curated record